AAUGACUCAAAUCAAAGUAGAUGCGAUUAUAUCUAAACAGUUCCUGGCGGCGGACCUGAACGAGAUCCGACAAAUGCAGGAAGAGAGCAAGAAGCAGGUGAUCAAAAUGGAAAUUGUCUGGAAGAAUGUCGCUUUAUUUGUGGCUCUACACAUUGGAGCCCUGGUCGGACUAUAUCAGCUUGUGUUCCAGGCCAAGUGGGCUACAGUUGGAUGGGUAUUCCUCCUGCACACCCUGGGAAGCAUGGGUGUCACCGGCGGAGCCCAUCGUCUCUGGGCCCACCGAGCCUACAAAGCCACCCUCUCAUGGAGAGUAUUCCUGAUGCUCAUCAACUCGAUCGCUUUCCAAAAUGACAUUAUCGACUGGGCCAGAGAUCACCGGUGCCAUCACAAGUGGACGGAUACUGAUGCUGACCCGCAUAGCACCAACCGCGGAAUGUUCUUCGCUCAUAUGGGAUGGUUGUUGGUGAAGAAGCACGAUCAGUUGAAGAUUCAGGGAGGAAAGUUGGAUUUAAGCGAUUUGUACGAGGAUCCGGUGCUGAUGUUCCAGAGGAAGAACUACCUCCCCUUGGUCGGAAUCUUCUGCUUCGCCCUGCCCACCUUCAUUCCAGUCGUCCUCUGGGGCGAGUCAGCCUUCAUCGCCUUCUACACGGCCGCCCUCUUCCGUUACUGCUUCACCCUCCACGCUACAUGGUGCAUCAACAGUGUCUCCCACUGGGUCGGAUGGCAGCCAUACGAUCAUCAAGCCUCAUCAGUAGACAAUCUAUGGACAUCUAUUGCGGCAGUCGGAGAAGGAGGUCACAACUACCAUCACACCUUCCCCCAGGACUAUAGAACUUCCGAGCACGCGGAGUUCUUGAACUGGACCCGAGUAUUGAUUGAUUUCGGGGCGUCUAUUGGAAUGGUGUAUGAUCGGAAGACUACUCCGGAAGAGGUAAUACAAAGACAGUGCAAGAAGUUCGGCUGUGAAACUGAACGGGAGAAAAUGCUCCACAAAUUGGGAUAAAUUUUGAAAAAAAAACAUUUUGAGGUUUUCUCACUUUUUCUGUAAAAAAUGAUCUCUGGCGUGUUUCUGUACGUAUUCUGAUUAAUAAAACAAUUUAUUAU
Messenger RNA from Caenorhabditis elegans, 1104 nucleotides. It is a transcript of the gene fat-5, whose product is annotated as Delta(9)-fatty-acid desaturase fat-5. The transcript is spliced from 3 exons. The coding region runs from base 2 to 1003 and encodes 333 amino acids. The record is from RefSeq and is marked reviewed. Gene Ontology annotation, cellular component: membrane. Gene Ontology annotation, molecular function: palmitoyl-CoA 9-desaturase activity; oxidoreductase activity, acting on paired donors, with oxidation of a pair of donors resulting in the reduction of molecular oxygen to two molecules of water. Lineage: Eukaryota; Metazoa; Nematoda; Chromadorea; Rhabditida; Rhabditidae.